GUUUCCAAACGAUUCAGAUUAUCGAGACUAAACUCAGCGCCAUUUUGUCUGUUGGUGUCAUUGAGAAUUUUGGAGGUGCAAAUUGCAGACAAAAUGUUGCGGCUGUGGCCCUUAAGAAGGGUGGCAUCUCUUCAGAAUUUUCUGGCCACUGCAGCACGGUGCAAUUCCAGUGGAUUAGCUGCGGAUAAAGUAGAAGUUUUUAUUGAUGACAAAAGAGUAUUAGUGGAUCCAGGAACCUCUGUUCUUCAGGCAUGUGCAGAAGCAGGUGUAGAAAUCCCUCGAUUUUGUUACCAUGAACGACUUUCUGUUGCUGGUAAUUGUCGAAUGUGUCUCGUGGAGGUUGAACGAUCACCUAAGCCAAUUGCCUCAUGUGCCAUGCCUGUGAUGAAGGGAAUGAAAGUGAAAACUGAUUCAGAAAUGACCAAGAAGGCCAGGGAAGGUGUGAUGGAAUUUCUGUUGAUGAACCAUCCUCUUGACUGUCCCAUCUGUGACCAGGGUGGAGAAUGUGACUUACAGGACCAGUCAAUGGCCUUUGGGAGUGAUAGAAGUAGAUUCACAGACAUAGAAUUUACCGGCAAACGUGCGGUGGAAGACAAAGAUGUUGGUCCACUGAUUAAAACAAUAAUGACACGAUGUAUUCAGUGCACACGAUGCAUCAGGUUUGCCAGUGAGAUAGCUGGAGUGGAUGAUCUGGGAACGACGGGGCGAGGCUCGGACAUGCAGGUCGGGACGUAUGUGGAGAAGAUGUUUAAAUCAGAGCUGUCCGGAAACAUCAUCGACAUCUGUCCUGUUGGGGCGUUGACAUCCAAACCCUAUGCUUUUACAGCCAGACCCUGGGAAACAAGGAGAAUAGAAAGUAUUGAUGUCAUGGAUGCCCUUGGCAGCAACAUUGUGGUAACGAUGAGAACAAACGAAGUGAUGAGAGUGUUGCCACGACUAAAUGAGGAUAUCAAUGAGGAAUGGAUUUCAGACAAGACGCGGUUUGCAUACGAUGGCCUGAAACGACAGAGACUGACCUCGCCAUUCAUCAAGGACAGCAAGGGUCAGCUGGUCCAGACCGACUGGGAAAGUGCCCUCAUUACAGUUGCACAAAAACUGGGUGAUGUCAGUGGUGACCAGGUUGCCGCUGUAGCAGGAGGUCUUGUGGACGCUGAAGCUCUGAUUGCCAUGAAGGAUUUCAUCAACAGACUGGGCAGUGAGGCUCUGUGCACAGAGGAGAUUUUCCCCAUGGACGGAGCAGGAACUGACUUGAGGUCAAACUAUUUAUUGAACACAAGAAUUGCUGGAGUGGAAGAAGCUGAUGUGUUACUUUUUGUUGGAACUAAUCCACGUUUUGAGGCACCUCUCUUUAAUGCUAGAGUUCGAAAAAGCUGGAUUCACAAUGAUUUGCAAGUUGGUCUUAUUGGUAACAAAGUGGAUUUGACAUAUGAUUAUGAGCAUCUUGGUGAUACGGCAAAAACUUUAGAAGAGCUUGCUAGUGGUAAACAUCCUUUUUGCAAGGUGUUGAAUUCUGCGAAGCGACCUAUGAUAGUGGUUGGAAGUUCAGUCUUACAGCGGAAGGAUGGUGCUGCGGUUCAUGCAGCAGUCUGUAAUCUGGCACAGAUGGCGAGAGUCAAGUGUGGAGCCGGGGAGGACUGGAGGGUUCUUAACAUCUUACACAGGGUUGCCAGUCAGGUGGCAGCGUUAGAUCUUGGUUACAAAGCUGGUGUUGAUUAUAUCCGAGAACAUCCACCGAAGGUGAUCUUCCUCCUGGGAGCUGACGAGGGAGCCGUCACUCGAGACACCUUGCCUAAAGACUGUUUUAUUGUUUAUCAAGGUCACCAUGGUGAUAUGGGAGCCCAAAUGGCCGAUGUAAUUUUACCGGGUUCUGCGUACACCGAGAAGGAUGUGACGUAUGUGAACACAGAGGGUCGCGCUCAGCUCACCCGCACUGCAGUCAGCCCGCCCGGCUUGGCUCGUGUCGACUGGAAGAUCAUUAGGGCUUUGUCCGAGAUUGCUGGUGUGACACUUCCAUAUGAAAAACUGGAUGAAAUUCGCCACAGGUUAGGAGAGGUGGCACCCAAUUUGACUCGAAUUGGAGAUGUGGAAGAGGCUAAUUAUUUUAAACAAGCACAGGAACUUGCUCAGCUGGUAAAAGAACCAUUACUUCAGGACUCCCUGUCGUCUCCAAUGCAGACUCUGAAAGACUUUUACAUGACCGAUUCCAUCUCACGAGCCUCCCAGACGAUGGCCAAAUGUGUCCAGGCAGUUUCGCAACAGACGAAGUACUGAGUGACCGAUUAGAAUAAUAUAUAUUUUUUAUUUACCACCUUGUCUUGUGUUAGUCAACCACAGCAUGCUUGUCAGUAAUGUUCGUAGGAAUAUAGCUGGAACAUUGUGUUGCUUUGUUCUUUACAUACUGGGUAAAACAUCUCAUCAAGUUUUGUAAUAUCUUAAUCAAGCACAUGGAUUUUACUUUGGCAGAUGAGUUGGUAAAGAUCAGAAAUUUAACAUUCUGUUUAAGUAUGCAGUUUUAAAAAUUUACCGAGACAUUUGAAUUUAUUGGUGCAAGCAGAAAAAAAAAAAAAAACAGUCAUUGGAACAAUGAAUACUACUGUGUAGAAUCGUGGAAAAUAUUUUGGAUUGACAGGUCUGUAGGAAAACGAAAUAUGUUGGUUUGACAAGCAUGGUUCUCUGAUAGUUUGUAAUAGUAAACCUUUUGUACAGAAUGCAAAUAUGACUGCAGCUUGAGAAAGCUCAAUAACACAGGCACUGUGCCACUUGCCAGAUUUCUAACGGGAAUAACUGAAGGAUAAUGUUGCUACUUGUUUGGAUAUUGCAGUGUUGCUAUAAGUAAAUUAAAUCAACAAUAUUUCACUGUAAAAGUCCUUGUUUUUAUCAUCAGGUUUAAUGUUUAGUAUUUGCUGUGAAUCAUGUUGCAGAAAAUAAAUAAUAAUGUAUAUAACGCACUAAAAAAACCCAACCCCAACAGUUAUUGACUCUGUACAAAUAUAUUGUGUGUAAAUAUUUUAAGUAUUGAUCGAAUGUUUUGAGUGCUAUAGUUAACGUAAAAAAACAAAAAACAAAAUGUGGAGAACAUUAAAUAUUUAAUACUA
Molecule: messenger RNA, 3095 nt
Organism: Gigantopelta aegis
Lineage: Eukaryota; Metazoa; Mollusca; Gastropoda; Neomphalida; Peltospiridae
Product: NADH-ubiquinone oxidoreductase 75 kDa subunit, mitochondrial-like
Exons: 20
Coding region: 94-2271 (725 amino acids)
Biological process (GO): ATP synthesis coupled electron transport
Cellular component (GO): membrane
Molecular function (GO): NADH dehydrogenase (ubiquinone) activity; iron-sulfur cluster binding
Source: RefSeq, a predicted model, not a curated record